CUUCGUUUUCACAAACAUAAUUUCAAAAAAUCUGACUGUUUGUUGAGUUUCGAGCUUCUGCAACAAUGGCGGACGAGGUGAUUUUGUUGGAUUUUUUGCCCAGCAUGUUUGGCAUGAGGGUGAGAAUCGCCAUGGCAGAGAAAGGGAUCAAGUAUGAGUACAAAGAGGAGGAUUUGAGGAACAAGAGCCCUUUGCUUUUGCAGAUGAAUCCGAUUCAUAAAAAGAUCCCGGUUCUUGUUCACAAUGGGAAACCCGUCUGUGAAUCUACCAUAAUUGUUCAGUACAUUGAUGAGGUUUGGAAGGAUAAAGCUCCUUUGCUCCCUUCUGAUCCUUAUGAGCGGGCUCAAGCUAGAUUCUGGGUAGAUUUCAUUGACAAGAAGUUAUAUGAUUCUGGGAGGAAGACAUGGAGCACAACAGGUGAAGCGCAGGAGCAGGCAAAGAAGGAAUUCAUUGAAGUAAUCAAGACCUUGGAAGGGCAGCUUGGAGACAAGCCAUACUUCGGAGGUGAGACCUUCGGGUUUGUCGACUUAUGUCUUAUCCCUUUCUACUGCUGGUUCCACGCUUACGAGACGUAUGGCAAGUUCAGUGUAGCAGCAGAGUGCCCCAAUUUCACUGCGUGGGCUAAGAGAUGUAUGGCGAAGGAAAGUGUUGCAAAGUCGCUCCCUGAUGAGAAGAAAAUUCUGGGAUUUGUUGCGGAGUUAAGGAAGAGGUUUGGGAUUGAAUAGAGAGAAUUUAGAAUUAAGGCAAUAAGCACAAUCGCACUUGUUGCUGUGAAAGCCUUGUGUUGUGUUUGUUUUGUGUGUAGGUUUGGCUUCUGAAUAAUUUGGGGAAAGAGGACACUCGCACUGUGUCCUUCUGGUUUGAUAUUA
Molecule: messenger RNA, 869 nt
Organism: Mangifera indica (mango)
Lineage: Eukaryota; Viridiplantae; Streptophyta; Magnoliopsida; Sapindales; Anacardiaceae
Product: probable glutathione S-transferase
Exons: 2
Coding region: 66-725 (219 amino acids)
Biological process (GO): glutathione metabolic process
Cellular component (GO): cytoplasm
Molecular function (GO): glutathione transferase activity
Source: RefSeq, a predicted model, not a curated record